CACGUAAAAUAGCCACAUCACCUCCCGUCCAAUCAGACGCCAUCCGCUCAUCCUGCCUCGUCACGGUACCCGCUCCGGAUGCAGUUGUCAUGGAGAUGGAGAAGAGCUCCGCGUCUGCCGGUAGCUCUGUUACCAUGGAGACGCCUCUGACCGCAGCAGCAGCAGCAGCCGGAGCCGCAGCCGCACCGAAGCCGGAGCAUCAGACACCUGGACCGGGACCAGGAGCAGGACCGGGACCAGGGGCAGUGUUCCAGGACUCCAAGUACCGGCUGCUCAUCAUCAUUGGAGAUGUGAGCUCCAGCCACCACCUGGACGGUGCCAGGACGCAGAUCAGAGACGGGCUGCGUUCGUGGAACGUUGAUCUGAGCGUGUGCGACCUGAACGAGGAGUUGCAGCUGUUUGAGACCAGACACACGGCCCAGUUCUCCUCAGAGGUCAAAGGUCAGCGGACUCUGCGGUACCACAGUGAUGUUCUGGAAACGGUGGUUCUGGUGAAUCCGUCAGAGGAAACCACAGCUUCAGAGAUCUCAUCUCUGAUCACUGACUUUUCUGGGAACAAACUGCUGAUCCUGACUGGACCGAGUUCAGACCAGGGGGGAGACGUCCUGCUGCCAAGUGGACCCUUCACUUGGACGCACUUCUGUGACAUCAUCACCAGUCCUCAGGUGACUGACGUCCUGUCCAGAGGCUCAUCGCAUCCCCCCCGGCUCACCAUCUCCUGUCAGGGUGACGGGGGCUGGAGCUCCCUGGGCCAAAGCCAGGAGCAGCAGCAUCUCAAGAGCCUUCUGGACUAUCGCCUGAACCCUGACCCUCAGCUCCCCGACAUGGACGGAGUCACUGAGUUCACCGAGUAUGUCUCCGAGACCGUAGAUGUUCCCUCGCCGUUCGACCUACUGGAGCCUCCAACCUCCGGCGGCUUCCUGAAGCUGUCCAAACCCUGCUGCUACAUCUUCCCUGGAGGCAGAGGAGACUCGGCUCUGUUCGCCGUCAACGGCUUCAACAUCCUGGUGGACGGAGGCUCUGACCGUAAAUCCUGUUUCUGGAAGCUGGUCCGUCACCUGGACAGGAUUGAUUCGGUGCUGCUGACUCACAUCGGUGCAGAUAACCUGCCCGGUAUCAACGGUCUGUUCCAAAGGAAGAUCGCAGAGCAGGAGGAAGAACGGAACCAAGGAUCCGGCUCGAGCAGCAACGGAGAAUGGAUGAAGAACCUGAUCUCUCCUGAACUUGGCAUUGUGUUUUUCAAUGUCCCAGAGAAGCUCCGGAUGCCCGAGUCCACACUGAAAGUGAAGCGAAGCAUUGAAGAAGCGUCGCUGACGCUGCAAUACCUCAACAAGCUUGGCAUUACACCCGAACCUCUCCACAGGGUUGUCAGCAACACCAUCGAACCCAUCACGUUGUUCCACAAACUCGGAGUGGGGAAGUUGGACAUGUACAUCCUGAAUCCAGUCAAAGAAAGCAAAGAGAUGCAGUUUUUGAUGCAGAAAUGGGCUGGAAACAGUAAAGCCAAGACUGGGAUCAUGAUGGCCAACGGAAAAGAAGGAGAAAUAUCUGUCCCAUAUCUGACCUCGGUCACUGCCCUCAUCGUUUGGAUCCCUCAUCGACCCACAGAAAAGAUUGUCCGGGUUCUCUUCCCUGGAAAUGCUCCGCAGAAUAAAAUCUUUGAGGGUCUGGAGAAACUGAAGCACUUGGACUUCCUUCGAUACCCGGUGGCGACUCAAAAAGACCUUUUAUCUGGAGCCCCGCCUCCAAUUAUCAAGCAGACCAAGAUGAGAUCAAGAACCGACAGCAAAGAGAGUCUAAAAUCUUCACCCAAGCCUCACUCGAAAACAUCGAAGAAAGAAGGCGGUGGACAGGAGGACGAGACCAAGGGCGAACUUAUGAAAGAAAAAGCAGAGAAGAAGGAAGAGAAGAAACUGAAAAGCGAAAGUCUGAAAGCAAACAAACAGAAGAAGAACAGUGAGGUGGCUCCGGCAACAGAGAAGAAGAAGAAGAUAUCCAAAGAAAAAACUGCCAAGCAGGAAAAAUCAUCCAAGAUGGAGGAGAAAAAAGACAAAGAGAAGAAAGAAGUGAAGAAGGAAAAAGCAAAGAAAGAUGAAAACAUACGAAAAGAAGAGAAAAAAGAAACUAAAGCCAAGGAAGAAAAGAAGAAGGAUCCAAACAAACCAGAGCUCAGAAAAAUCACUAAACCCGACUUGAAGCCUCUCACUCCUGAAGUGAGGAAGACUCUGCACAAGGCCAAGACCCAGGCCAAACCCAAGGCUGACAAGAACAAAGCCAAGGAGGAGGCAGAGAAGAAGAAACCCACCCCAAAGAACAUUCCAGAGGAGGUGGCAGCUGCCGCUUUGGCAGAUCGUUCCAUUGUUUCCUCUCCUGAAGACCUCACCGAGGACUUCGAGGCCCUGAAACAAGAGGAGUCCAAACAGAAGAAUGAAGCGAUCCAGAAUGACGUCCUGUCAACCCAAACGGUCCAUGAUGACACUGAGGAGAAGGUCCAGGCCCUGCCCACUGAGGUGAAACCUGCCUCCCCAAAAUCUCCAGAGAAACCUCAAAGUCCACUAAGACCCGCUGAAAUUAAGGAUGUAAGCAAUGUGUUCGACAAAAAGUAUGAGGAGGAAAAAAUGGAGAAAUAUGACAAAUACCCGGUUAAAGAUCGAUCGAAAAAGAGUGACAGCUCAGAGGAGGAGGGUGACGUCAUCGAGAAAGCUGAGCUAGAAGGAACCGAAGACGACGAAGUUCUCAAAUACAAACCAGAGGAGGCCAAAAAAGAAAAACAUGGAAAGGAAUGGGAUGCCAAACCGGCCGAGCACAAACUUCCUGAUCCAACAGCCGCUGCGGCUGCCUCGGCUUCGGAGCAGUUCUCCUACAUCCAAGAUGAGACUAUCCCUGGGUACUCCGAGACUGAACAGACCAUCUCAGAUGAAGAGAUCCACGAGGACACUGAAGACCGGAUCCCACAGCUCAGGUACGACGUGGGCUCCUAUGACGUCUCUGUUCCCGAUGUCCCUGGAACCUUCGACUCCAUGCAUGGAAUUAAAGAGAUGAAGAGCUCUGCUGUAUCCGAUGUCCCAGAUGUUAAACCUAAAACCUUCUCUGGAGCUCCUGAGCCGGAGCUGGCGCCUUACCCAGCCAUUAUUGCAGCUCCACUUGCAGAGGAGGAGCACAUCUCCUCAGCAACAUCCAUCACCGAAUAUGACAAACUGUCCUCGUUUGCCACGUCUGCCGCUGAGGACCAGUCCAUCACCUCGGUGACAGCGCCUCAAACUGAGGAUGCUGGAAGGAAUUCACUGUUACUGGAUGCUGUCAACAACCUCCCGUCCAAAGCAGAGGUGGCUCUUGGGAAGGACUACCUCCACUCUGCUGGGACAAUCUCACCCACAUCUUCCCUGGAGGACGACAAAUGCUUCAAAUCCCCCUCCUCCGAUGAGUUUCAGCCCAACAUUCCUGAGAUGGAAGCUGAUGCAAAGACCAAAUCCAUUCAUGAAGAAGAUGACGAGGAGGAGGAGGAUGAUGAAACUCCAAAUGUUGACAUUCCUUUGGGGAAACUCCAAGAGGGCUAUGAACACGCAACGUCCAUGAUGCUUCAGGAGAAAGAGAAGUCUCCCCCAGCGGCUGUUUUACCUCUUUCGUUCCCCCCGACACAGACCUUCAGAGAAAAUCAGGGUUUGUUCAGCUCUGACUUUAAACCCGGUGCUGAGCUGAAGCCCAUGUCACCUCCUCUAUCCUCCUCCCCAGGGUUGGACUCCCACUCCAGGCAGGAGAGCGAGGAUAGAUGCCUGAGUCCAGAUGACAGCACCAUGAAAUUGGCCUCGCCCACUCAGUCUGUACCGACCAGCAGCGGAUAUUCGCCAACUGAAGACAAGGCAAGUAAGACAGACCUGAAGGCCGAAAAGUCUGUCACAAUCUCUGACAACACCUCUUUCAUUGGGCUGCAGGGUGAACCCACCACCUUCGAAGCAUCUGAAGAAUCAGAUGAAGAUGAAGAUGAUGAGGAUGACGACUACAGCAAAAAGGAUCUGCAGCCCACUGUGAAGGCUAAGCUGAUGGAGGCUAAAGAAGGCUGCUUCCUGGACGAUGACUUCCGCUUUGAGGUGAAAUCUUCAAAGACAGAAACUGUGAAGAACUCUGAUAAGGCACAAGAAGAGAAACCAAAACCACAGAUAGUCACCUCUGAUGAAGAUGAAAAAGAUGACGAAUUCCCAGACGUCAAAGGGAUAAAAGAAAGUAAAGUAGGCUUUCAACCCGAUGAGAAAACAGAUGUUGCUUUUAAAGAACCUGAGAAGAGCGUUCACUUCAGUCUCUACAACUACCCAGAGAAAGAAACCAAACAAAGAGGCUCAGAAAGAUAUAUCAGACAGGACACGCCUUACGUUCACGGAAAAACAUUUUCUUACAGCGACUUUUACGACAGUAAAGCAAGCUCCGUGGAUUCAUAUGACUCUUUUCGGCAGGAGUCUGUAGAGAAGUCAGAGAAGGAUGUUGGAAAAGGUGAAGUAGAUUCACAGAAAUAUGAGCCAUUGUCAACAGUAACAUCCUCUGAGAAGCUGCCACAAAAGGACUUGUACGAAAAGGAGUCCUCCGCAUCGUCAUGGCUCAACUCAAAGAGCACUGCUGCUUCUUUUUCACCUCCAUUUGAGAAAGAAGUCAAAGAAAAGGAGACUUCAGAUGUUUUUGGAGGAUGUCGCUUCCCUUCAGUUGCUGACCGACCUGAAGCGUCAUCAACGUCACUGUCGUCAGAAAAAGAUCCUUCAAAAGUCGAAACAGAAAGUACAAAGUCCAUCACAUACGGUGAGAAAGGAGCCUGUCUGGAGGUUGAUAUGCGAAAGCUGACAGCCAGGGAUGAAGAGGACUAUGAUGAUGAUGAAGUUGUUGAUGAAGAUGAUGAGGAAGAUGAAGAAGAAGAAGAGGAGGAGGAGGAGGAGGAGGAAGUUGCUGUUGAUUCAGAUACAGAGAAAGGAGUUAAAGAGAAAUCAGAGAAGGAUAAAAGUCCGAUUACUGAGAUGUUUGGCUCUAAUCGACCUGAGUUUAUGAUUUCUAUGGCAGGGUACGGAUACAACAGUCAGGGCAAACCAAGUCCAACAGAAACCAGCGUGAGUCCAUCUGCAAAACCUGAAAACAAAACCCCCACCGAUGUUAGUGUAAAACCAGGAGCAUCAGGAUUCUCUGGGUUUUCCUCUGGGUUUGAAUACUCACAUGGAGGAGACAAAGACCUGUUUCCACCUAGUGCACAUGAACAAAAAGAAGAUUUCACUGUUAAAUCAAAAGAGGAUUUGUUCACACUGAAAUCAACCCAGGAAACGUACCUGGAGAGUGACCGAUCGGAUCCAGAGUUUGACAAACAAAAGACUCCAGAUCUUCUGAGUAAGAGCUCCCUGGACACCAGUUUCCAAUAUUCCACCACCGUUGCUCCAGCCUAUUCCUCCUCCUCAGCGUACAGCUACUCCUCCUCCACUUCUGGAUCACUGUCCACCAGCCGUCAGUUCGGUGAGGAGCUGGAGACGCCAGCCUCUGCCGAGCCUCUGUUUGAGUACUCCUUUAAGGAUGAGCACUCCUCUGUCACAGACUCACCAUUCUCCAGCUCUGGUGGUGUAAAAGAUGACUACCUGGAGGUGUCGGAGAAACAAAUCACUGCUACGACCACGGCCGAGUCCAGCUCCAGUUUAGCCCGAUUCUCACCUCUGAGCCCCUUCGAGGAGGUCAAAACCUUCCCUCCACUUUCAACCACUGCUUUGUCUGAACAUAAGGACCAUACAACCAUGUUAGGUGGAGCUGUGGACAAAGGCCCACAGGCUGAAUGCUUUUACAAACCUGAUUGGUCUGAAGGAUCCAAACUGGACUCGGCUGGUGGAUUUGGACUCUACUCUCACCAAACUGAACUCUCCAAAGACAAAGAGGCAGCUAGUGCUGCUCUGUUUGGUGUCACUUCAUCGCCACGUCCAGAAGUAGAAGGCAAACAUUACUUUGAGGAGACAGACAGCAGCGAAGAGGAGGAUGAGGAGGCCUAUAUGCGUGAGAUGACUCAUAAAUCCCCAUCGGGCAGUGGUCAAAGUGGCAACCUGUUAUUCUCUGCUCCUCCAGCUGAGAAGCCCCUCCCAGAUGUUCUUCGCUCUUAUGUGCCAUCACCUCUACAACAGAGCAAGCCUGACACCACCAAUGGGCCCACAGAGGUCACCACAAGGUCACCGUUGCCUGCUGGAGCAGUAGCCACUGCUGGUGGUGCAACACCAACUCCAACCAAAGCCGAGCCCAAAGAGGAAGGAGCAUCUUACCGGAGCACCUACGAGUGGGAGCUGCCGAAGCCUCAGAUUGGGAUGGUUCCAGGUGACUCACCUCCUCAUUAUCGACAUGACGAUGAGUUUGAAGAGGAGUGUGAGAUGGAGCCAGAACAUCCCGCCCGUCCACUGUCACUAUCUUCAACAGAUCAGCCACUCCGGUCGCCGUUUUACACCGAAGGGGGGGAAAGGGAUGAUGAGGACAGUGACGACCAGGAUCUGGCUGAUGAAGUCCCGAUGGGAGCUGCCUCCUCCUACACCAGCCGCUCCUCUCCUGGAUAUUCGUCGUCAGAGCAGCGGCAGCGCAAAGAUGACCUUUCACCCUCCUUUAUUAACCCUUGCAUGAGACAGCUGUCUAGUGAUGAAGAGGAGGAGGAGCAGGGACGCAGGAGUGACCAAUCACAGGAAGGAGAUGAGCAUGACCUAUCAGUGAAAAGACGAGCCCACAAACAGCCUCGGCAGUCGCAUAGCGGUUCCCUGAACCAGACCGGAGGUCUAUCCGCAGGCCUGGGACUCGCCACGGAGGACACCCCACCCACCUCUGUCAGCGAGUCCUUAGCUUCACAGUCUGACUCUGAUCUGCCUCCAGGCACCGAGGACUAUCCAUCUGCCACUGGCGAAGGCAACAUGGACUCAGACGAGGAUGCAGAGUACAUGCCAGUUGAUAAAUUAUCUGCAGGUCACUCCGGUUCAAGAAGAAGCCAGGAUCCUCCUCCGGUGCUGCCCAUGGAUCCAUAUCCUCAUCCUCCUCACCCAGACGUGUGCAUGGUGGAUCCAGACUCUGUGGAUAAUGGUUCCAUCAAAAAGGAAACAAAACCUAAAGGGUUGAAGAAGAACUCGGGGAAAACUAAAUCAGCUUCCCCUGCUCGGCGUAAGAGGUCUCCGAUGCCAGUCAAACAGACACCAUCUCCUCGCAGUGCCUCACUGAAGAAGAAGGACACUGAUAAAAGCUCUCGGAUGUCUCGUCUGUCAGAUGGACAGGGCUCCAAAGAUGACGACCACUCCAGGUCCAGCUACAACCCUGGAAAAGGGCUGAGCAAUGGAGUCAAGAGCAGCUCUGGUUCACAGAAGUCCAGUUCUGCAGCUGCUGGUCUUCCUAUUUAUGUAGACUUGGCCUACAUCCCGAACCACUGCAGUGCCAAGAACGUUGACCAGGAGUUUUUCAAGCGUGUUCGAUCGGCAUACUACGUGGUGAGUGGAAAUGAUGCGGCAAGUGGUGAACCAUGUCGAGGAGUCCUGGACGCCCUGCUAGAGGGGAAGGCCCAGUGGGGAUCGAACCUCCAGGUGACGCUGAUCCCGACCCACGACACCGAGGUGACCCGAGACUGGUACCAGCAGAGCCACGAGCGGCAGCAGGAGCUCAACGUCAUGGUCCUGGCCUCCAGCAGCACUGUCGUCAUGCAGGACGAGUCUUUUCCUGCCUGCAAGAUCGAGUUCUGAUGGAGCGUCGGGUUCUGUCCGGUCCGUGGUACAUCCGGUUGAGUCCCGUCUGUAGCCUGGUGUUCACAUCUGGGUUGGCUUCGUAAAGCCCACGCAGAUCUGGGUAUCGGACCGUUUUCUACAUUUUUAUUUAUUUAUAAUCUGGUCGUUGUCCUGUUUUCUGUUGUAACUCGGAGACAGCGGCGUCCAACACCAUGAGCCCGUUCAAAAACCACUGGUCGAAUAUGAACAAAUGAGGCGCAGUAAACCAGGUCGCUCUUCGUCUAAUUGACCCUUCGUUAAGACAUUGACAGAUAUUCGCAGAAAAACAGUCGUUCUAAAUGGAGAAUGGUUUGAUUUACAUUCACCAAUGUUGUGCUCAAACCAUAAAUGAAAAAAUCGACAAAUAUCUCAGUGAAACGUUGACAAAAAGGACUAGAAUAUGCACUGUAGUGGUAGCUUGAUUGUUCAAACUCAUUAGCUAGCUAACCUCAUCUAGCUGUUAGCAAUUAACAUGAUGAACAUUAAUAUUAAGAAUGUUUCAAAUCAGAAAUAUGGGUUUAAAGAUAGAAACAUUAUUUGUUAAGAGCUGUUUGCUAAUCUAGCUCACGUUAUAUUAGUUAGCUAAUCUAAACAAAGGAGCUUUUAUUGAUCAAAUUAGCACUAAACUGUGAAUGUAACUGGUCUAUUUACAUAUUAUAGUCCUUUCUGUCUCAUGUUUGAUUUACUGAGCUGUUAUUUAAGAAAUGUGAUCAAUAAAAACUACCUUUGCUCUGA
This is a messenger RNA of Sphaeramia orbicularis (orbiculate cardinalfish), 8465 nucleotides long. It is a transcript of the gene map1aa, whose product is annotated as microtubule-associated protein 1Aa. The transcript has 8 exons. Gene Ontology annotation, biological process: axonogenesis; dendrite development; regulation of microtubule depolymerization. The coding region runs from base 90 to 7709 and encodes 2539 amino acids. Gene Ontology annotation, cellular component: dendrite; cytosol; neuronal cell body. Lineage: Eukaryota; Metazoa; Chordata; Actinopteri; Kurtiformes; Apogonidae. The record is from RefSeq and is a predicted model, not a curated record. Gene Ontology annotation, molecular function: actin binding; microtubule binding.